UACAUAUCGGCCUAUCGACCGACCCAUGUUCGAUGUUUCUCCUCCGCGCCGGCAAUCGCAGAAGAGACUAACAACCAUUCCCGGCCACCUACGACCCAGAGCCCUGAUACCUAUGGUUGAUCAUUGUUACCCGGACAGAUGACCACCGGUCUGAUGCGGAGAUUCUCAAGCUCUGCCCGCACGCAGCUCCCGCGAUCCACAAGCAGCUCCCUCACAGCGCCCCGGCUGCUGGGGCUGAAGCAGUACCAGAGGAACAUCACAGACGUACGGCCGCGACAGGCAUCGGUGUCGCGCAGCUGGUUCACGAGCACCACGCCAUGCGCCUACCCGGAGCUCGAUGAGCGCGAGCAGAAGCGCGUCAACGAGCGCAGCCUGAAGCUAGGGAACACUAUCAGAGUCCUCCACGAGUGCCUCCCGAAUCUCCUUAACUCGCCGCUACCGUCAGACAUGCUCUCGCCACAGAUCAGCCUCCACCUGUUCCCCUCAACGCACCCUCAUCUUCCCACUGUCAGCGGAAAGCUCGCGUACACAGCUGCGCUAUGGACAGCUCCAGUCGCAUGGGGUCGAGUGCCUGUAAUCGGCAAUGUGAAGCUCAAGAUACUGUCUGAGCGCAUGGUUAAGAACGGCUGCGGACCUUCAGUACCCGCGCAUAUGCGCAACGAAAAGCUGAUCGUCAAAUGGCAAACGUGCGGCAGGUCGGGCAAAGAGGACAGCAGACAUGUCAGCGAGACCUUCGAGAGCGUCACAAAUAUCGUGCGGGGCUCACGACCGUCAGACGAAGAGUUCACUGGCUUGUUCGUAUUCGAGUUUGACGAGGAGGGCCGGAUUGUCCACCAUACCAUUGAACACACUGAAGAAGGUCAUAACUGGGACAAGACGACGAAGUUCAUCAGCGUCACAGACUGGCUGCUGGGCAGAGCAUGGGGCAGGAGGGAAGAGACGCCCAGCCUGGCCUUUGUGCGAUGCGAAAGAGAGAAGAGCGCCAGGGCACCGCAGAGGUCGGUAAGAACGAACAUGUGGAGGUAGCCCACCCCUCGAUAUUCAGUGUUGUCCCUUUCGUCGCCCUGUAUCUUGUAUAUAUGUACGGCAGCCACAGCGGCUAGCCUCACUGCUCCUGUACAAAAUGUGUAGUCACGACGCAACGAGUCUCUGUUGUAUACAUAGCAUCUGUUGUUGCAGCAAACAUCAAUGAAAC
Molecule: messenger RNA, 1195 nt
Organism: Macroventuria anomochaeta
Lineage: Eukaryota; Fungi; Ascomycota; Dothideomycetes; Pleosporales; Didymellaceae
Exons: 2
Coding region: 139-1026 (295 amino acids)
Source: RefSeq, a predicted model, not a curated record